Molecule: messenger RNA, 4900 nt
Organism: Porites lobata
Lineage: Eukaryota; Metazoa; Cnidaria; Anthozoa; Scleractinia; Poritidae
Source: the annotation of a GenBank genome assembly
UCUAUGGCAGUGUCAAGAAGAUAUGUUUUCGUCGUUUAGAAGAUGAGAAUUACUAUUUGGGUGAUUCCUUUGGUAAGUACCUCUUUUUAUCGCGAUCUAAGCGGUGUCUCUUUUGAUGUCAUUUUAAACCGAUAGUGUAGUCUCAAAAUACCGGUUUGCGAUUGGUUGAAUAUUUCCUGGUUCUUGCGUAAGAAACCCAAAAUUCAAAAGUUUGUUCAAAAUAAGGGCAGAAGAGUUAACAAAAAUGUUUUUUGGCAGACAAAGCUAAACUAAGCCGGUAUAAGGCAACAAUCACUUUACCGUAAAUUAACGAUAGAAUUAGUUUUACUUGUACAGCCGUUUCCUGUUGUUUUUACGGUUUGUUUACAUCAAAAUCUUUUGCUGUGCACGCGACAAUCACGAUUUUUGGAAAAACGUUUUGAGCUUAACAUGAUCUUGAACAAGUUUAUUUUGAUCAUCUUUUUUCCUUUUUUCGACGACUGAAACUCGAAAGUUUUUCAGAAACAUGCCCAUCAUAGGUUACGUUUAAAGCGACAAAAUUCCGUAUCAGUUUGAUAUUUUCUCGCAACUGUCACUGAACCGUGAGACCCACAGUUGACUCCCGAUAACUCGAACCUCGCGCUAACUCGAACCAAAGUCGAUUUCCCCUGGAUUUCCUUAUUACAUUUACUGUAAUCUUACCCUCGAUAACUCGAACCUCCCACUAACUCGAAGUAAUUUUUGUUUCCCUUCAGAUCAUUUCUAUACAAUUUUCCCCUCGAUAACUCGAACCAUGUUAUAAGCGCGUGACAGGUCGGGAGACAAAACUGUGUACUGAAGUCCGAAACAUUGAAUUUAUUGAGUCGAUUCUUUGUCUUUACCUUUUUGUCACUCCAGUUCAAAUUCAGUGUCCAUUCCUGUAUACUUUGUUGCUUAAUUGCAUUGCCUCCCCAUCCAUUUGCUUAUUUCCCGACUGUCUUAGGCCCGGUUCAGACGCCGCUCCACUCAUGUGCCGAACCUAACUGAUGAAUUAAGUACGGCAAAAGAGCGGCGUCUGCAUCAAUUUGGUACGGCAGUUUUAGUUUGGUGCGGCAAAAGCGUUAAGUUCGACAGAGUCUGUCGAACUUUUGUCGAACUUAACUUAGGUUCGACACACGGUACGCCGUCUGAAUCAGAUGUCGCGCCAGUGUCGCUCCAAAGUCGAACUUAUUCAGUUAGGUUCGGCACAUGAAAAGUACGGCGUCUGAACCAGGCCUUAUUUCCUUACUUCCUGGAGGCUCGAUUACCAGCCGCUGUUCGGGAAAAUGAGCCCGCACUCCUACCGGACCCAGGAGACGGCGGAAAUCGAGCCUAUACUUCCGGUUAUUUGCUUCAAACUCCCGAUAACUCGAACUUUUUUCGAUUUCCCUUGAAGGUUCGAGUUAUCGGGAGUCAACUGUAAAUUAUAAAGCCUUGAUGUGGUCUAAAAAUAGAAUUAAGUAUAAGCUCAUAAUUAAAAGAAAUCAAGCGUCAAUCGAACAAACUUUCCUGUUGUUACCUUAUAAAUAGGCGAGAAGCACCAAAUUGAACACACGUACCCGAAAGUCAUAUUUUACUGUCUGUACAAUCGUUUAGGAACAUGGAUAGGCUUGUACAAUAUUUUUGACUUGUCGGAGAAUGGGCCCAAGUAUUCAUGAUGAGUUUUUGGUCACCUCUUGUCACCUCUUGUGAUAAACGGUUAGGUUCUAUUUGGGGUUAGUGUUGUUGCUAUGUAUCUUCAAAUCAAACCAUUAAUCGUCAGCAAAUCCUCAGUGGCGUAAUGGUACGGGAGAUGGACUGCAGAUUCUACGCUUCGGGUUCAAGUCGUACUCACGCCCUUCUAAGGUUUUGUUCCUUAAAAAUUGAAGAUACCUAGAUUCUGUACUUAGAAAUUUCAUGUAGGAAAAGGGAAAUGUCUCAGAAUGUCUUGUGAGAGGGAAAUGUCAGUUUGGAGUAUGGAGAUGAGUACUCCCAAGAAAGUCAGUGAUCCCCCCAAAAAAAUUUUGCCAUCGGGGUCCAUCGGAUAUACAUGUAUAAGAAUAUACAUGUAUACGUCACCGAAGUUAAUUGAUCGGGAAGGCCAGGAAAAACGCCAUACAGAGACCAGGCAAAAGUUCAUGUGUACUGGCUUCGCGUCUAGCGGAGGGGUUUCCUAGCGUGAGGGAUAGAAAUAAAGUUCAUAUUUGCUAUCCUCUGUCAGAAGCCCAUGUACAUUAGCAACCCAACUCAGAAAAUUUAAAUCCCAGCUUGUCUUAGCUUUCCAUUCAGUUUGCCAAGUUCUUCAGAAGAACUAGUGAGAGCCAACAAUUCAGUGGCCUCCUUAUAUCUUUGAUAAGAGUUAAUAAACGCAAUCAAAUGUUCAACCAAAUUGCAUGGAAUGCACUAACGAAGAAGAAGUAUUCGGGGAUUACAUGAUUGAAAAAUUCUUGGAACCUUGUCCCGUCGAGAAGAAUCAAAUUCAGGUUGCAAUAAAUUGUGGUUGUUUAAUGCGUUGUUAUAACAAAAAGUAGCCAAAGCUCCGUUUCUAAAAGCUGGAUGAAAUGCCCGGUCAUUCGCGUAACUAAUCAAUCUGCAGAUAGCCUGACCUACUCCAACUCGGAUAGGAACUGACUCAAUGAUAGUCAAAAUCUGAUAUAGUUUAAGAGACAGCGACGGAGGCGAAAACUUCACUUAAAAAGUCAACUUCCCGUUGGCUUCUUUGAAACUUCAGAGAGAUUACAGGGGCACCCAACGACAAUUUUCGGAAAAUUAUCUGUUCGGAAGACGAUUUGAGGUCUAGAAUUUUCGGAUCAUUUUCUGACAAAUUUGUUGCUUGCCUGCCUCUCCUAGGAUUUUCGAACUUCAAAAAAAUCGUAUUAUUGCCUAUUUUUAACGGAUUUUUACCCUAAAAAGGUCACCUAGAAUUUUCGGGAGCCUUUUUUCUGGCUGAAAUUUUCGAAAAGGUAAAUUUGAUCCGUAUAAUUUUCGGAUCACUAUACUUUCAGCUAGGAAAUCCGAACAGAUGAAAAAUUUUUAGGGGAUAAAAAUAAGCCUUUAUCUACCGACUAAAUACUAAAGUACGUUCAACAAUGCUAUGUUUAUGUGUUUUUGAACUAUACUCUCGUUGGGUGCCCCUGAGAUUAUUUAAACUCGCUCUCUUUAUCCAAGUAGGCCAACUCCUCUUGAGUUGAAUUCUUAAGAAAUAUAUCGAAGUUUAGAAAGAGAAAUUCGUAGUCGUUUGUUCACGUUCUAGAUAAAGCGUGAAAUUAGGCAACGUCUUGCAGUGACAGCAAAGAAAGAUACCGCAAAAAGGAAAACGUGCUGCAAGUGCAGAGUUUUUUUAAUCUAAACCUAUGGCUGUUUUGACGUUCUCGUUGUCGUCACCGUCGUGACAACUUAAAACUCCCUAAUAGCUGUUCCUGUUUCACGAAGUUAACAAAGUUGCAGUCCUUCUUGAGAAAACUAUCCUGCAUUGAAAACCGACCAAAACCAAUUUUAAUGCACAAAAAAAUUUAAACCACAUAUUUAAAGUGCGUUUAACUGUAAUAGUUCCAUCCCUUUUAAACUGCUGCCAGUUUCCUUUUUUAUACAAACAUUUUCCCUUGCCUGCCCCAAUGGGCUUGACUCUCAGUGAGGUGGCUCAUGUGUACCUAUGUCUACCCUGAGAGUAGAGGCUACAUUUUCGAGGUUUGAGCUGGCGCCAGAGGCUACGUUUCGCACGGCGCGCAGAUCACACCUGGAAAAUGUGGCCUCUGCUCGCAGGGUAACCUAGUUCACUUCUGAAAGAAGGUAAUAUUGGAGUGCCUCAUUUUACAUUAACAGAGAUAAUAGAGUCCUUUAGAUUCGAGGACGAGAACGACUACGAGUACGAGAUUUGACUUGAUGUUUUUUCGUGUAUUCGCAAAAUAUAGACUUCCUGGAAAGCUUUUUUUUACCAUAUUUCACUAGAAAAAUUAGCACUGUUACCUUUAAUUAGUGAAGGAGGUUACGCGCUUUCCCCAUCGCAAAAUGAUAAAACUUCUAACAUCUGAUAACGGCUACCACGUUUUCCCGCCAAAAGGACGCUGGUUCACUGGCGAGCACUACUUAGUAUUGAGACAUGUCGUACUUGUAGUCGUACUCGUCUUAGAAUCUAAAGGUCUCUAAUAUACUUCUUUGUCUUCUGUUUCAGUCUUUUGUGGCGUGUGGCCUGGUGUGUGGACUGAGCUGUCCUACAGGACAGUUUCGUUCAUCAGUUACUGGACGUUGCUGCAAUCUUUGUCCUGCGGGCCACUUUAUGAGCAAAGAAUGCCAGACGUCAGCUAAUGACACACAGUGCUCGCCUUGCCGUUCAGGCACAUACAAUGCCAAAGAAAAUAAAGAUACGUCAUGUCGUAACUGUAGAACAUCCUGUCGAGAUCAGAAGGAAACAAUGGUGAAAAAUUGCUCUUCAAUUAGUGAUGUUCAAUGCGAUUGUUCAGAUGACUAUUAUCGGGAUUGGCACUCACUUCAAUGUAAAAAAUGCACAUCUUGUAUAAAAAAGGGCCAAGUAUUGGUAUCUCGUUGUAAAAAAUACAAGGAUGCAGUAUGUAAGACUUGCGACAAGGUAAGAAAAUAGCUGUAGGCUGCUUUUAUGUGAUCAGGUUCAUGUUGUUAAUUCUCUGUUCUCACUGUUAUGCCAUCAAAAAUAAAAAUGCAGACCAUUUAAUACAGAAAGUCUAGAACCUGGGAAAUAAAAGAAGCCUCGCCAAGGAAUCUUUGCGAUAUGUCGUAUGCAAGAUAUUAGGAAAAAAGGUUUCACCAAAAUUUAUAUAGCUUUGUAUGACAGCGCCAUGUUGGUGUCCCUUUGAGGGGCAUAAAUCUAGCGGACGGAAACCAACAGAAACAUCUGUCUAAUUUGAGUUCUCCUACAAAUGCGUGUAUUCAUUGCUUGAGGAACUCAUGA